ACACUGAGGUUGGGUUUGUGGUGAAGUGUUGAGUGUGUUCUUGACUUGAGGACGCUUGGGUUCUUGGGUUACUUUAACCCUCUGGGGUCUGAGGAUUUUCGGGGCCCUGGAGAAGUUUUGACAUGCCCUGACAUUUGUGCUUUUUUCAGUUGUUCAUAAACAUAUUAAUGGAAAAAGUGUCAUUACACUGUAUUCAGCACAAACUAGGCUACCAUAAUAUGUGAGGAACAUGUAUGUACAUGUUUGUGUUUUUGAAGGAAUAACAUUUAUGCGUGGUUAUUGAAAAAACAAAAAACUUAAGUCACUGAAAUAAAGCCAAAAAAUAUAUGAAGUUUUUGCUUCAAAAUGAUGUAAAAAUUAUCCUGCAUACUCGUUCAUUUAUAACAAUAUAUUGAUUUAGUUUUUGUAAGACACUUUUUGUCAAGAAACACAGUAUGCGUGGAGGCGUGAAUCAUCAUGAAUAAUGGGUGAUUUACACCCAUUAUUAUUUAUUCAAUAUUUAUUGUCAUCACUGUGAGCGCUGGAUACUGUGUUUUCAAUUCAUACUUGCAGCCGGAGGGCGCUCUGUGCACAUUUAGUCCACAAAUUACUCUAAAGAAGAACAGGACGUUCAGGAACUAACGGCAUGUCUUUCAGAGAUCACUAAUCAUGGCUUUAACAUCAGAAACACUUUUCAAGACAAUAAAUGCACGAUUGAGAUGAUAUAUACAUGUAUUGCCUCAGAAUUUGCGUCUGAAUAGCGCUCCCUCCGUGGGCGUGGCCGCAUUAGCGGAUAAUGAGCUGAAUCACGGACGUCUGACAUGUGUCUCUUUUCAUACAGAUUACAUAAACACAGAAUAUUUGUUUUCGAUUUGACUUACACGAUUUAAAACCUGACAUUUCAACGUUUUUUUAGACAUAAGUCUCAUUUUUGUAUCAUUAGUAUUCACUAAGUUACAGUUCAUUUUCUGAGAACUAUCAGAAUAAACUUCGUUCAGAGGGAGACGAGAGAUCACGCAUCAUGUUAGUUUUCUUUAUUUUGCAAAAAGCACAUCAUUUUGUUUUUACUCUGAGUGUACACAAAUAAAAGAAGAUAUUCCACAAAUUUUAAUGGUGUAUAACUCUUAAUUAUAUGUGCAACAUUGACGGAGUAUUUUGAGUCUCUUUCACACUGGUAAGAAAAAAACCGAGGUGGUAUCGCCGGCGUGACCGCCGACCCGAGGGAGUUAAUAGAAAAGUGCCUACUUUGGGAAUGCCAUGGAUGUAACCAGUACCAUCUUUUAGUUGGCUAACAUGUGUAAAGAAAAGCUAUAAUUAGCUAUGUCCUUCAGAUGAGAAGUUAAACCGAGGUCCUGACCCUCUGUGGUCAUUAAAAAAAUCCCAGGAUGUCCUUCAAAAAAGAGUAGGGGUGUAACCCCGACAUCCUGGCCAAAUUUGCCCAAUGUCCAUCAUGGCCUCCUAAUCAUCCCCAUAUACUGAUUGGCUUCAUCAAUCUGUCUCCUCUCCACCAAUAAGCUGGUGUGUGGUAGGCGUUCUGGCGCAAUAUGGCUGCCGUCGCAUCAUCCAGGUGGAUGCUGCACAUUGGUGGUGGUUGAGGAGAUUCCCCCUUCCAUAUGUAAAGCGCUUUGAGUACCCAGAAAAGCACUAUAUAAAUGUAACAAAUUAUUAUUAUUAUUCCUAUAACACCCGAUGUACUCAUUACAUCAGAAGAAGAAUGGCGUCUACGCUAAUAUUAAUCUCUCUGUUUAUCCCGAGGUCUACCGUAGUCAGUCGGAUCCGGGCCAUAUCCAGAUCAGAUGGAGGACAUGCAUCUGGGGUAGCUGAACUGAGCUGGAUGAUGACAUCACUGUUUUCUCCAGAGCCGAUGUAUAGAUGAAUUAACUAAAUUAAUAACUAAUAAUUUUUUCACAAAGGAAUGAAUCAAUACUGAACUUACUUAAGCUGGACAAUGACACCAUUUUCUUCUGGAGCUGCUGUGCAGCCAAAUUUAUUUGCCAGUUAUCACUGUAAAACUGCUUUGACACAAUCUGCAUUGUUAAAAAGCGCUAUAUAAAUAAAGGUGACUUGAGUUGACUCUUUGGCGGAACUGCAAUCAUUGACAGUGGUUCCACAAGAUGGAAACAUGAAGAAUGAAUUAAACCGAAUUGUGUUAACUGGACUGAACUUAGAUGUUUCCAGACUUAAUUUUCCAAACUUAAUUUAAUCCAGUUCUUCCUACAUGAAGUAUUUGAUUAGAGAUAACACGUUUCCAUCAGGUGGAAUCACUGUCUAUGAUUAAAUCAUGUUCAGACAAAGAGUUUUUUCAAAGAGCUGUGAAUUGCCAUGAGACUGUGUUGGUUGUAACUGUUGCAUUUCUCUUCUUGUUUUUCAUCUUUCCUUUAGUGAUUCUGCAGGUGCCUGUAACUUCCAUACAAUUUUUGUAGGUGAAAGGCUCCCUUAGCAAUGAUUGGUCAACUGACAAGUCUGGAGAUGCCUAUUAUUUGCAUAUGAGGAGUAUAUAGUUCAGUACAUAUGAGGUCAGAGGAAGUCUUUUUACAGUACUGUGUUAGUUUUGCUGUAUUGUGCAGCUCUUCGCCUUUCUGUGAGUACACCAUAGUUACUGAUCCUGAAAUAUUGCAUGUUAUACACAAAAUCUUAGUUUAAUUUGGUAGUUUUUAAAGAUGCAUGUUAAAAUAUAAUUGGUUUUACAGCUUGAAAUAUCUAAUAUGCUCAUAUUUUUGGUCUUGUUUUGCAGGGAUAAAAGUAUAAUGGCAAAAAAUAAUGAAUUAUAAUUGCUUAAGGUCAAAUUGGAGUAAAAGUAUCUAUCAGAGAUUCCCAUAUUGCAAAUUUUUGUUGUAGAGGAAAAUAGCAUAAUGAAAUCAUUACUUACAGCUCUGAAUAAUGUACUGCUUUUCUUCCCAGACAGGAUAAACACAAGAUCAGUGUGUGAACUGACCAUGAAUGAAGAUUUCGCUGAAAACAGGAAUAUUUCUGUUCCGUCUUAUUUCUAUAUCAGUGGUUUUUCUGGUAUACCUCACGUGAGAUACUAUUAUAUGUUCUUGUUUUUUGUCUACAUUAUUACUGUGCUUGGAAACUCCUGCCUCAUGUUUGUUAUCAUUAUAGACAGAAAUCUUCACACUCCUAAAUAUAUCGCUGUCUUUAAUUUAUCAUUGACAGACAUUUGUGAGAGUACCGCUGUGAUCCCUCAGCUACUGGACACAUUUUUGUUUGGGAAUCAGUUGAUCCCAUAUGGAUUGUGUUUGUGUAAUAUGUUCUCUGUCUUUUUAUCUCUUUCAACACAAUCACUAACACUUGCUGUUCUGUCUUUUGACAGAUUCAUAGCCAUUUGUUUACCACUGAGGUAUCAUAUGAUUGUGACCCAUAGAUCAAUGCUUGUUAUAAUUGGAGUCACAUGGGCAGUGGCACUGUUUAUGGUAAUUGCUGCUACAAUUUUCAUCAGUAGUCUUUCUUUCUGCAGAGUUAUUGUCAUCAUAAACAGUUUCUACUGUGAUCAUGGGCCUAUAUAUCGUUCUGCCUGUAGCAAUAAUUUUCCAAGUUAUGUGAUAGGCAGAUUGUACCCGAUAAUGAUUCUCGGGUUUCCGGCAUUUUUUAUUAUCUUUUCAUAUACAUGUAUAGCUGUAACAUUGUUCAGAAUCACAACCCCACAAGACCGUCAAAGAGCCACAAAGACAUGUACUGCUCAUUUAAUAUUAGUGGCCAUAUAUUAUGUACCCAUCACUUUUACAUAUGCACUUUCGUCCAUUAUAAACACUAACACAAGGAUCAUUAAUCUCUCUCUGACCUCUGCGCUUCCUCCAAUGCUUAACCCUAUAAUCUACACAUUCAUGACAGAAGAGUUCAUGGUGUCUGUGAAAAAGCUUCUUAAACGGAGAAUCAUAUUCCCAUCUCCAAAAUAAACCUCUUUAUCUACAUUGUAAUUACAUUAUUACUAUUAGACACUUUUGUGGGUUUUUUUUUUGGAAAUGUUUAGAAUAAUGUAUGCUUCUAUAAUAUCACAGGUUCUAUAAAAAGCCAGACAACAGGUAUCAUGACCUCAUUAACAAAUUUUGAAACCACUAACAAACUACUGUAAUGUAUUUUUUUUUUAAAGCCACAAUUUACAUUAUAAAAAAGAGAAAAAAAAACAAAACAAUAAAACAAAUAAUGUGAAGGUUAAAUCAUUGUUCCUUUAGUGUGUAUUUCUUUUGUUCUGACAUACAUUGAAGGUAUGCACUGUGGCCAAGUAGCAAAAAAACAAGAGACAAAUAUAGCUGCAAGCAGCGAUGGCGGGCCCAAGCUCAGUGGCACCGCUGACCUGGUGGCUUCAGGGCAACUGUGCACGGCGGGCAAUGGGCAUUUAAAAUGGGUAAACAGAGAGAGAGAGAGAGAGAGAGAGAGAGUGUGAAAAAUCCACAUUCAAACCAAAAUAGCUGACUUCCGGUUGGUCAGAGCUAAUGACUGUAAAUUAGAAAGUUGUCUGGCUUACUGAGAACAAUAUGUGUACUGAGUUUGGUGACUGUUGGUUAAACUAACCCCCCACUUUUGUCAAAAGGUGGCACUAUAGAGGCACUCCUCCCCACCCAUUUCUAAGGCUUUGCCCAUGUCUACUGGAUGACAAUCCUGACAUGUGUAUUGAGUUUCAUGCAAUUUGAAGCAUGUUAAGAGCCUCAGAAACACCCAAGAAUAUUAUUAAAGUUUGACGUGUUGCCAUGGCAACAAUAUUUAAGAUAUCACAAAUACAUUCACAGGUCUACAUCUGCCAUGUUUUGACAUUAUUGUGAUGAAGUUUGAAGCAAAUCGAGUAAAAAUAAGAGGGUGAUCUCAAAGCAUUUUGAAAGUGACACACUUCCUGCUGCCAGUUGGUGGCACUAUAACUUUGGCUCACAAUAGUCACAUCCAUAUGACCGGACUCCUACAACGAACAUACAGCUGAAGUUUCAUAAAAAUCAAUCAAUGUAUGCAUAAGUUAUAACACACUUCCUGAUUCCCUUUUCUCGCCAUAAAUUCGUUGCCUUGCCACGGCCAAACCGUUCGAGAUAUCAAAA
This is a messenger RNA of Ctenopharyngodon idella (grass carp), 5003 nucleotides long. RefSeq names its product olfactory receptor 13C2-like. Lineage: Eukaryota; Metazoa; Chordata; Actinopteri; Cypriniformes; Xenocyprididae. The transcript has a single exon. Gene Ontology annotation, biological process: G protein-coupled receptor signaling pathway. The record is from RefSeq and is a predicted model, not a curated record. Bases 2832 to 3875 code for a protein of 347 amino acids. Gene Ontology annotation, cellular component: membrane. Gene Ontology annotation, molecular function: olfactory receptor activity; G protein-coupled receptor activity.